AUGUCUAUCUUCUACUCAUUAAGCGGAGUAGCCGCGACGUGCUUGAAUUAUCUGAUACUUCGAGUAAUCUGGAAAACGCCUUCGUUACGAAAAUCCUCGUCAAACUUACUCCUAGCAAGCCUUGCACUGACAGACUUCUUGGUUGGAGUUACAGUUCAGCCCUUGAUGAUCCUUAUAAACAUUACAGCUAUCGAGAAGUUGAGAAAAAUAUUUUGCAUCAUUUCUAUAAUAGGUGAAAAUAUGGGAUUCUGGCUAGCCUCGAUAUCUCUUGGUACUUUAGCACUAAUCAGUAUUGAUCGUGUGUUGGCUGUUAAGCUCAAGACCAGAUACAAAACUACUGUUACAGCAAAACGCGUUCUCAGUGGAACUUUUGGCCUGCUACUCGUGAUCAUUCUUUGCUAUUCGCUGGCUUUUCGAACACUGACAAAAAUGACGUCCUCGGUUUCUCAAGAAUCACUUCCAGAAACAACAAGCAACCCUUCUUCAUCGGCUAUUUUCGAUGUGCUAAAAUAUCGAAAAUCACUGAAGACGAUGCUCAUCAUAUUGUUGACAAUAAUACUAUUUUAUGUGCCAUAUUUUGGAGUUAUAGUUGGGAAACUUGUUAUUUAUAAAACCGAUUUUUGGCGACAGUUUUCUACCACCACUCUGUUGAAGUUUCAUGCAGUAAGCGAGUUUAUGGUGUAUCUAAAUUCUACGGUUAAUCCUGUUAUCUACUGUGGCGUUUUCGUGACCUUCGUGAGGCAACAAAGAAUCUAA
Actinia tenebrosa (Australian red waratah sea anemone) is the source of this 756-nucleotide messenger RNA. Its product is annotated as histamine H2 receptor-like. The record is from RefSeq and is a predicted model, not a curated record. NCBI's taxonomy places the organism in Eukaryota, Metazoa, Cnidaria, Anthozoa, Actiniaria, Actiniidae.